This is a messenger RNA of Exaiptasia diaphana, 921 nucleotides long. RefSeq lists its product as uncharacterized. Lineage: Eukaryota; Metazoa; Cnidaria; Anthozoa; Actiniaria; Aiptasiidae. The record is from RefSeq and is a predicted model, not a curated record.
AUGGCUGAACGACAGGCUUUUAUAACACUCAAGGACCACAAAGACAACUUCCAGAACAAACCUACAUGUAGACUUAUYAACCCUGCAAAAAGUGAAAUCGGACGCAUCAGCAAAGAAAUYCUCGCGAACAUUAACACRACUGUGAGACAGAAGACUGGCCUUAACCAAUGGAAAAACUCAUCAUCCGUCAUUWACUGGUUCUCAUCUAUUCAACACAAAGAUCAACACACCUUCGCCGUAUUUGACAUUGAAAACUUCUACCYCUCCAUCACUGAGAAACUACUUACAGACGCAAUCAACUUCGCCAAACAAUUCACUACCAUUACGGACCGAGACAUUGACAUUAUCAUGCAUUCACGGAAAUCCCUCCUCUUCAACAGUAACACUGCCUGGAUUAAGAAAAACAACAGCUCAUUUGAUGUCACUAUGGGCAGCUACGACGKAGCCGAAAUAUGCGAGCUUGUAGGCUUAUUCAUCCUCAACGACCUAUGUAACACAUACGGGAAAGACAACAUCGGACUUUACAGAGACGACGGACUUGCCAUCUUCAGAAACAUCUCCGGACCACAAGCUGAACGCACCAGAAAAGACAUCACAAGACGCUUCAAGACACAUGGACUUAACAUCACCAUACAAACUAACUUGAAAAUUGUUAACUACCUGGACGUUACUUUCGACCUAACAAAAGGUACCUACUGCCCCUACAGAAAGCCGAACAACGAACCACUGUACAUCAACACAAAGUCUAACCACCCGCCUAACAUAUUAAAGCAACUUCCAGCAUCCAUCAACCGCCGCAUCUCCGACAACUCAUGCAACGAACACGAAUUUAACAAGGCCAAACCAAUCUACGAAACUGCUCUGAAAGCCAGCGGACACUCUGCAACACUAAUAUACAACAAAGACAAUCAACCAGCACGC